Molecule: messenger RNA, 3137 nt
Organism: Drosophila santomea
Lineage: Eukaryota; Metazoa; Arthropoda; Insecta; Diptera; Drosophilidae
Gene: Ars2
Product: serrate RNA effector molecule homolog
Exons: 8
Coding region: 87-2921 (944 amino acids)
Biological process (GO): mRNA processing; primary miRNA processing
Cellular component (GO): nuclear body
Source: RefSeq, a predicted model, not a curated record
GGUAUAUUCAGUUUCAGACAAGCGGUCACACUAAUUGACAGACGCAAAGUUUUAAGUAAAUUUUAUUAUAGUUAAGCAAAGACCAAAUGGCUGAUUCGGACGAUGAGUACGACCGCAAGCGACGUGACAAAUUCCGCGGGGAGCGCAGCGACAGUUACCGUACGGAACGCCGUGAUGACCGUCGCGCGGUGGGCGGCUCUACCGGUGCCCGCGACGAGUGGGCGGAGCGCAAUCCCUUCAGGGGCGGAGCUUCCGCAGGCGGCGGAGGCGCUCGCCAUAGACCAGACUACAGCGACUAUCGUGGCCCAGGAGCCAGACCACGCUAUGGGUCACCCGGCCGUGAUUUGCCCCCAGCCAAGCGAAUGCGCCCGGACUGGGGCGACGGAGAUGUGCGCGCCAAUCCCCGGUUCGGGGGCUAUGAUCCGUAUUUGAUGCAGGCCUGGAACGACCACUACCAGUCCAUGCACUCGGCCUUCUCCCACGCCGGUCAUGCCCCACCUGUUAGGGAGUCCAUAGGCGGCGGCGGGAGCGACACUCUUACCCAGCCGGCCAUGCUCAACCUGAAGCAAUUCCUCGACACCCAGGACGAGAACAUUUCUGACUCGGAAGUUAUGCGCAAGUACACCGAGUAUAAAACAGACUUCAAGCGCCAGCAACUAAACGAGUUUUUCGUGGCCCACAAGGAUGAGGAAUGGUUCAAAAACAAAUACCAUCCCGAGGACAGUGUCAAACGCAGUGAGGAACAGCGGGGCUUCCUUCAGAGGCGUACUGAUGUUUUUGUGGAGUUACUCGAGAAUGGAACAAUAGGAAGUGUGAAGGUAGAUUCUUCGCAGGGAGAUGCUCUGAUCCGUGUAUUAGAUACGUGCGUUAUAAAGCUGGAAGGCGGCACUGACGAGGACCUUAAAGUCCUAGACGAGAAACCCAAGGAUCUAGUAGUAUAUGAACGAAAGACGGAGCCUAUGGAGUCUGUCAAGGCGAUGGAGAAAGCUAUUAGCAGUCCCAAAGAGGAGAAGAUUAGAGAGGAAGAUCCAUUGCCAGCGGUCGUGUCGGCACAACAAAAUACUGCAAGGUCUGUUAAUUCUGACGAGGAGAACUGGAAUGACGAGGAUGCAGUGACAAAAAAAGAGUUGGAGGAGCAUUCAAAAGACACCGAUAUCAAACCUGAGGACCAACAGUUGAACAAGAAAAAGACAAAAAAACGCAAACGCAACAGUAGCGAUGAUGACAGCUCCUCAUCCGAAUCCAGUUCUAGCUCAGAUGAAGAGAAACUUAAGGAAAAGUAUGAUGUGGAAGAUGGCCUCAGGGCCGAACAAAAAGCCGAGGCGGAAAAGGACAGACAAGAAGCGGCCAAAGCAAAACAGGAACCAGAAAGUUCUAAACUGGAAGAGCUCGUAGGAAAGGAAAUUACUGAGCCCAAAGAACUAGACUCAAAAAUCAAUACUGCCGAGAAUGACGAUACGCUGAAGUCACCUGAAAUGACUCCAAAUCCGAUUAAGAGAACGGAUAAUGGAAAUGGCAAUAAAGUAGAAGAUGAAGAGAAGCCCUCUGUUGAUGAAAACAAGGUUGUCGAAACCGAAACUAUUGAUCUAGACAAAGUGAAGGAUGGCCAGCCUAGGGCUUUGCAUAGGACCUCCUCCAUCUUUCUGCGAAACUUAGCCCCCUCGAUAACCAGAGCAGAGAUCGAGGCCGUGUGCAACCGUUUUACCGGCUACUUAAGGGUGGCUAUUGCAGACCCCUUGGUAGAACGUCGUUGGUAUCGCAGGGGUUGGAUAACAUUCAUGCGAGACGUCAACAUUAAAGAGAUUUGCUGGGGACUAAACAAUCAGCGACUGAGAGACUGUGAAAUGGGAGCCAUCGUCAAUCGGGACCUCAGUCGACGGGUACGUCCAGCCAAUGGUAUAACCGCUCACAAACAAGUGGUGCGCUCAGACAUUAAACUGUGCGCCAAGAUCGCUUUAAAUCUGGAUGAAAGAUUUAGGCUAUGGGCGGAGGUGCCGACAGAUGAUUCCAAUUCCGCCCGAGCGGACGAGUCCUCUGAAAAUGGAAGCGGCUCCACGUAUGGUUUCAAUUCAAAAAACCCGGUGCUGCAAAACAUCACUGAUUACCUUAUCGAAGAGGCGUCAGCCGAGGAAGAUGAGCUUCUUGGCCUUACCGGCGAAAAUAAGGACACUGAGGGCGAAGCCAUUGAGCGUGACGAGCAGCUUAUAUCCGUUCUUGACCGCCUUGUACUUUACUUGCGUAUAGUGCACUCAGUGGACUAUUACAACCAUUGUGAGUAUCCAUAUGAAGACGAGAUGCCGAACCGCUGCGGCAUUAUCCAUGCCCGCGGUCCAGCUCCUGUUCGGGUGACAAACAACGACGUGCAAGAGUAUAUCAAGACAUACGAAAGCAAGUUGCAACAGUUUCUUACUAAGACUGUGCUACUGAGUGACGAAGAGAUAAAGGACCUUGGUGCAAAGGACGCCGAAACCGAGGUGGAAAAGUUUGUGCAAGCGAACACUCAGGAGCUGGCGAAGGACAAAUGGUUGUGCCCUCUGUCGGGUAAGAAGUUUAAGGGCCCCGAGUUUAUCCGCAAGCACAUCUUCAACAAGCACGAUGAAAAGGUUGACGAGGUGCGCAAGGAGGUGCAAUACUUUAACAACUAUCUGCGCGAUCCUAAGCGUCCGCAGCUUCCCGAACAUCCAGGCACCUCUAAGCGCCCAGAAUCGGAAUCUGCCCGUGGAGGGGGUGGAGGGUACCGACCGCCUAUGUAUCCACCUUUUUCGGCGAUGCCCUAUGGUUUUGGACCACCCAUGAUGGGUGGGGGCCGUGGUGGACGUAACUUUCCCCCCGCUCGCAGAGAAUUGCCUUUGGAACACCAGCGCCGGCUUAUCGGUUACCAUGAUUUGGAUGCGCCUGCCAAUUCCGAUAUGUUUGACUAAUUGAUUAACACAAUACAAAUAAAAACAGGCCAUAUUGAUGCAGCUAUUAUCGGUUGGCGAGCUCAAGUUUUAAAAGCAAUUCAAGCAAUGCUAGGAAAAGUAUCUACUGCAUAUAAAGAUGGUUUAUAUACGACUAAUGAUAUCUGUUUUCCUGUACAAUGCUAGAACUACCUUUAUUUGCCCGAAAUAAAUGCAAAUCCAUAGUCUAAAACAAAA